This is a messenger RNA of Botrytis cinerea B05.10, 1345 nucleotides long. RefSeq lists its product as hypothetical. Lineage: Eukaryota; Fungi; Ascomycota; Leotiomycetes; Helotiales; Sclerotiniaceae. The record is from RefSeq and is a predicted model, not a curated record. Bases 675 to 1265 code for a protein of 196 amino acids. The transcript has 2 exons.
GAAACACAGCUGGAUGGAUAUAUGAAGCUCUAGAUGCGUUCGAUUGUCUCUCAGCGAUAAUCUGCGUUGUCGACUUUAUGUUUUGUAGUCUGCACUCUGCACUCUGCACUCUGCAGUCUACACCUUCACCAUCCAUGGGCGCAGACCCCCAAACCCCCAUAGCUCGCUGCCGCUCGAAUCCCUACCCAGUCCCCAUCGGCCCUAGAUAUCUUUAGUAUCUGUCUCCUCUCCUUGUAUCGAUCUCCCUGAAUCCUGGCGAAUGGCGAAUGGAUGUCGAGAACAGCCCGAACUCAAUAUCGCCCAUACGGUUCAAUGAUAAUCCAAUACCCCAACACCCAUAACAUUCGCUCUCCAUUAAUCGGUGCAAUCACAUAGACUUCCAGCGAAAGAAGCUGAUUUGUUGCGAACAUAGCGUGAACGGCAUAUAACCGCUGCCUGCCAUUUGAAAUCAAAGAAAGGAGAACCAACGGAUUUCCUGCUUGUCCGUUCAUUUGCCUUCCCUCCCCCUUCUCGUGUUAGAACAUUACUACAAUUUCCAUAGGGUUUAGUCUCUCUCUUUACGGAUUGCCAAGUGCCAACGACUUCUAACCUUGUGCGUUUCAAUUCCGAAUCGCCUUCGCAAGUACUCGAGUACCCAAGUGCCCAAGUCAAACUCGCAUCUAUUGAUCCAUCGUAUGACGAACGCGUGGCAACCUCGCGCAGCCUUAAACGGGGGAGCAUCAGCACCAGUUCCAUAUAUACCCCAUCCUGCACCUAAUGCUGCUGGAAACGAAGAUACUGCAACUACAAGUCCAUCUUCCAAUAUGGGUUCCACUUGGUCAUUACUAAAGACUCUAAUAGUACCAGCGAUCAUUUCACUCAUUCUGUAUCUUCUAAUAUCGUUCGUUAUUGUCCCGCUGUGGAAGAGAUAUCGAGCGAGAGCUGGCCAAUACCUCCCCUUGGAUACCAUCUCAACCCGAACCACAAGUUUGCGACAACGAGUACAGGCCGCCGCUGUUAGAACAAUAUUUCCCAGUUCGUGGAGAGCGGAUUUCAAUCGAAAUCGAUUAAGUGCACAGGAUAGUAUUGAUUUUGAUGAUGACGAUGGAGAGGAGCUGUUUGAUGUGGAUGAUAAUCGACGAGAGGCAUUAUCGCUAGAUGCACGACGAGGCAGAGAUGAAGAUGGCAGACGAUUGAGUCGAGAUUUGGAAGAAGGGUUUAAGGACGAUAGCAGUGAUGAAGAGGAUGGAAUGGAUAGACGACUGAGUCGAACAAUUUCACGAUGAUAGGAUUCCGGAAGAUGGUUUGAUGAGUUUAUAUUGCUCUAUAGUUAAUGUCUAUUCUAUUGCUCGAGGAGAUUCUCGCA